AUUGUAUGUGGCUGUAAAGUAUCAGGAUUUUCAUGGAUCACGCAGUUUAACGUACGUUUAAGUUGUUUUCUUUGUUAAAUGAUCUAUGUCUAUUUGUUUAAAUUAAUUUAAAUGUGUUUUAUGUACAUUCACUUCUAAUGAAGUAACUGAUUUAGUUCUAUAUGCAUGCCAAGGACAGGCUGGAUAUAGUCAGAUAAUAACAACAUUAUUAGCAAUGUUGACAUUUACAUUUACAUUUUCAUAGCUACCAGCCCAUUUACUCCCCAUUUGAUUUAGGGAUUUAGUCAAAUGUGUCGGCAACAUAAUGUAGUCUAGAGUCAAAUGUUUUGGCAAUUCAUGUUUUAAUUUGAUCAGCUAUUACGAAUUAAGUACAGUCUAUAUUGUUUUUACGUUUGGACAGCUUGUCCUUUUUAAAUAAAAGCCAUAAUAAGUCCGCGCCCAGAUGUAAUCGGUUUCCCUUAUCCAACAAUUAGGAAACGAUACAAUGUAUUAAUAGUUUCACUUUGUUUACACUUCCCCACUUCCUCUUUCGGCAAUAUCGGGGUCUGAGUGGAGCUUUGUUAGUCUCUCACGUAUUGCAAUCGAUCGAUGGACUUUCUCAUGUUUGAAACCUUGUUGUGUGCGAACAUAAUCUACUUUCAGCGACAAGUAAAAUGUUUAAAGGACAAGUGCACAAUGUUUUCGCCUUCCGGGGAUUGAUAGUCAGACAUUACCUUGUCCUUACGCAACAGUUUGCAAUGACCGCAAUCUUGUUUCAGCCACAACAAAAUCUGUUCCACUCAGAAGAUACAACUAACGUUAUGCAAUUUAAACACAGACAUACACAAUAUAUAAUACUGUGCACAUUUGCACCCAUCACGUUAAACUGCUUUACUAGGCUAAGAUAGAGAGAGAAAUAACGUUAAUAAAUAAGAAAGGAAGAACCAAAGAAAAAGACAGUCACAGCUGAAUUAAGAAGUGUGAUACAGUAUUUUAGAAUUUGCUGUAUGCCUAACUGUCUGCCUGCAUAUUUUAUAGACAUAUUUGCCUUUGUAGCCUGAGUGCCAACCUAAUAAUAUCCACUUCACUUAUCAUAGAUAAGACUAAGCAAAACUCUCAGUGCAGUAAAUGAUAGGUGUGGAGGUGAGGCCAUGGCUGCUGUGUUAAAUAUGAUCUCUAUGUAACCUAACAUGCUGACCACACCGUCCGUGUUGCGUGCUAUAGCAUUGCAAAAUAAAUGUACACAUACAUGUUAUUCAAUCAUUGAAUCCAAACUGCUCUCGCGCGUCAACAAGCGUCUGUAUAGCCAGGCGCUAAAAUAGAAUUUUAUUCUAUUUUUGAUGCUUGACAUGUUAAAGGGUCCCACCUCUCCCAUCUCCUCAUUAGGAGCAUAUAACCAUGUGGGUAAUUGAAAGAUGAACUGAGGUCCACACUCCAGUCCAGUUGGUGGUGGUAAUGCACCUUAAAGUUGGUUGCCAACCACCAUAUAAAGUCCACAGAAGAAGAAAAAGACUGAAGAAGGAGAGAUUACUAGAAACAAACUAGAUUUCCCCUUUUAUCUGUGGAUUAAUCGUCGGAGUAGAGAACACACGAUUUUGUGUGACUCAAAGUGUCAGAAUUCUACAAAGAUCCAGAAAAAAAAGGACCUUGUGCAUUUCAGGUAAAAUAACAACGCAAUGUUUAUAUCCCAGGACAAAUUAGCUAGCAACAUCAAGCUAGCUAGCUAAAUUCCAUGAAUGUUUCAUGCGUUUUGACCUGUCCCCAAAUUAAUAUAGUUGGUCCAGAGUUCUUUUUGAUAUUUCAACCUGCGUGUCCAGAUUGCGUCUGGUGUGGAUGGACAAAAUCAACAUGCGCGCGAUGCGCGUGCCCAGUCUAGUCAGCAUGUAAUGUAGCUGGCAUAAAAGAAAAGCCUGAGCAGCGUUUCAUUUUUUAUGGCCCUGACAAGAGAAAAAAUCAGUUGGGGAAGGUUCUCUUCUGCACUGGUGAAUCAAUCCAGUAAAUGUGGAGGAGGAGGAGUUACAUGCUGACUACACUGGGCACGCACAUGCGUCCGCAUGCGUACAUAUUGAUUUUGUCCAUCCACACCAGAUGAGAUCAUGACAUGCAGGUUGAAAUAUCAAAAAGAACUCUGAACCAACUAUAUUAAUUUGGGGACAGGUCAAAACACAUGAAACAUUCAUGGACAUUUAGCUAGCUAGCUUGCUGUUGCUAGCUAAUUUGUCCUGGGAUGUAAACAUUGGGUUGUUAUUUUACCUGCCCCAAUGCAUAGUGCCAACUGUAAAGUUUGGUAGAGGAGGAAUAAUGGUCUGGGGCUGUUUUUCAUGGUUCGGCCUAGGCCCCUUAGUUCCAGUAAAGGGAAAUCUUAACGCUACAGCAUACAAUGACAUUCUAGAUUAUUCUGUGCUUCCAACCUUGUGGCAACAGUUUGGGGAAGGCCCUUUCCUGUUUCAGCAUUAAAAUGCCCCCGUGCACUAAGCGAGGUCUAUACAGAAAUAGUCUGUCGAGAUUGGUGUGGAAGAACUUGACUGGCCUGCACAUAGCCCUGACCUCAACCCCAUCGAACACCUUUGGGAUGAAUUGGUACGCCGACUGCGAGCCAGGCCUAAUCGCCCAACAUCAGUGCCCUACCUCACUAAUGCUCUUGUGGCUGAAUAGAAGCAAGUCCCCGCAGCAAUGUUCCAACAUCUAGUGGAAAGCCUUCCCAGAAAAGUGGAGGCUGUUAUAGCAGCAAAGGGGGGCCCUACUCCAUAUUAACGCCCAUGAUUUUGGAAUGAGAUGUUCGGCGAGCAGGUGUCGACAUACUUUUGUAUGUGGUGUAUGUGUACAUGCCGUAGAGUGUAUGUGUACAUUUAUUUAGCAACGCUCACACACGCAACGCGGCUGGUGUGGUCAGCAUUUUAAGGUGGAGUGUUGCCUAGUGUCGCCUUGUUAAUACAGAGUUUCUAAAACCAGAGGCGAGACUUGCGAAACUGACUUGCGAAACAGACCAAGCAGACCAGGCCGGGGUUUGAGAAGUCAAAGGGAGAAGUGAAAAAUCUUAGUACAUUUUCUCGAAAUGUAAAGGCACAACCUAGAUUCGAGCCAAUGUCUUAACUAGUUGAACAUGUUAAUACUCCAACCUUGUGAAAGUGAAAAACUUCAUUUUUGUUCAAAACAACUUUAUAUCGAAGAAGUGUCUUUGAUUUGAUGGCCUCCACAUGCUCAGUUCGGUGCGAGAUGACCAUUAGACCCGCUGACAUAUUUCUACGCAUGAGCUAAGCUAGCCAACGUCGCCAUGACAUCGCCUACAAGUGUAAUCAGGGAUUUCUAUUGGAGAAGCAGUUUCUGCCUAUCUUUUAGACUGUACUGUCUUUGUUGUUAACGUCCAAAAGCGGUAGGCGCGUCACAGGCUCUCUUUCCAUUUCCCAUGAAAAGCAGAUGCAUCCAGUUGUUCUGGCCUCGCAGAGGGUGAUCUCUAUGCAACCAGACAGCCAAGAGCACCAUAUUCUAAAAGUGAGUUCCAUGUGGAGCUCAUAGAAAAACUCACAACCUAAAAGUACAUCUAAUUCUUUCUUUCUCAGACUUGUCUUGUGUUGAGCCAACACUGAGCUGACAGGCUUAUGCACCAGCAUAAAUAUUUCUCAUUUUUAGCCACAACCUAGGUGGAGUUCAAACCACAAGUUGGGAAACACUGCAUGGUCUCCAGUGGUGCUUAGAAAUGUGUAAUGAAAGUGUGUGUGUGUGUGUGUUUGACUGUAUGUGUGUGUGUGUGUGUGUGUUUGACUGUAUGUGUGUGUGUGUGUGUGAGUGGGUGUGUGUGAUAUAGUGAGUGAAUGACAGACAGACAGAAUGUGAAAGGGAUGUAGUACUGUGAUGUAGGGCUGGUCCAUUUUUAGCCCAGUGGGACUAUCUAACUUGUUUUUUCCCCCGCAAAAUUAUCAUUAUGUGGCUAAUAAUGGGGGGCAGAUUUUUGGUCCCAGUCCCCCCCACCCGUGUGUGUGUGUCAGUACAUAAUUGUCUUUUGUUCCUGACUGUCCAUCUGAUUCUCUGAUUCAGCAGACUGUGUAUCACCCAGUGACCUGGUUGCCAUAGAGCCUGUCGGACCAUGGCUGCCGGUGUGGCUGUGGGGGAGAGCCAGCUUCAGAGGAUUAUCAGAGAUCUGCAUGGUACACUGCCAUUGUGUGUUUGUGUGCGUGACUGCGUGUGACUUCUCGCGUGUCAGUCCCUUUGUAACAACGAGUGUGUCCGGGCCUGUGUGAAUGUUACAGGGGUAGACCGCCACUGUAAAAGAAAGAUAGAAAGAGAGUAGGAUCACAGAGGUAGAGAAAGUGACAGAGGGGUUGCAGUGGCCUAGAUGUGACUGGCUUGGUCUUGGUUACAAGCCCAACAGCAUUUCUUUCCACACAUUGGUUGUCCCGUCUCCUCAUUGGAAGGACAUCAUGGAGCCGACCCUCUCCCCCAGCCCCCGGGGUGUGCCCCCCAGGGUGUGGCUGGGGCGACAGAGAGGCCCUGUCAGCAUGCAGCGAGAGAUAGAGGGGGUGAUUAGCCUCAGGGUGCACCCGUCGCAGGUGUCUUUCCUGUUUUUACGCUGGAUGAGAGGCAAGUGGGUAAUUGUACUGAGCUGGGACAUGUGAGGAAGGUGAAAGGGGACUGGGGGAUGUCUGUUUGGAGGAAGAGGUUGUAGGUAGGGAUUGAGGAGACAUGCCUGGGUGGAUAUACUGGGCUUUCAACUCUGUUUUGACCUGUAUAUUUAAAUGUAUCCAGGGCUCUGUGAGGAUAUUACAUAUGACUGUGUGUAUGUUUGGUGCAUUGUAAUGGUUUCUAGAAGUUCCAGGGUUUCUGUGCCCACUCAAAACGUUCCACAGAUACCGUGCCUAUUGACCUAGAUUGAUUUGAGUUUUUUUCCCAUUUAGUUCAAGAGAAAGAGGCUACCAGGUCAGGGACAAAUCACAGCAAUGUGUUUCUCUCAACAGGUAAAGGGCAUGUAGCUAGUGUCGUAGAAACUCUCAGUUCCUGUCAGCUGGUCUGAGUGAGGGGAAUGCUUGUGUGAAGUACAUGUAUUUGUAUGCCUUUCUGAAGUGUGUUCUCGCCUUCUUCUCAGAUAUGAGGUGAUCGAUCCUAGUACACUGAGUAGAAGAAGAGAGAAGUAAAGAAGAGAGGCAGCAAGAGAGAGAGGAGAAGGGAAGAGCAGAGAGAAGAGACGUAUGAGAGAGAGGAGAGGAGAGGAAGAGAGGAGAGAGAGAGAGAGAGAGAGGAGAGAGAGAGGAGAGAGAGAAGAGCGAGAGAGAGAGACCGGAGCAGAGAGAGAGAGAGAGAGAGAGAGAGAAGGGAGAGAAGAGAGAAGGAGGAGAGGGGAGAGAGAGAGAGAGAGGAAGAGAGACGAAGAGAGAGAGAGAGGAGAGAAGGAGAGAGAGAGAGAGAGAGAGAGAGGAGAAAGAGAGCAGAGAGAGAUAGAAGGAGAUAGAGAGAGAGAGAGAGUAAGCGCGAGGAAUGAGAGAGAGGAGAUAGGAGAGGAGAGAGAGAUAUGCGAGCAUAAAAGAGAGAGAAAGAAGAGAGCGAAAGCAGUAGAGAGAGGAGGAGAGAGACGAGAGAGAGAGCAAGUACGAGAGAGAUAAGAGAGAGGAGGAGAGAGUAAGCGAGAGAGAGAGAGAGGAGAUAGAGAGGAGGGGAGAAGAGAGAGAAGAGAGAGGAAGGAAAGAGAGAGAGAUAGAGGGAAGAUAUCUAAAGCAAAGUGGAUAAAUAGAGAAAAGUACAAGAAGAAUAAGUAUAAGAAUAGAGUAUAGCUAACGAAGACGAAAUAAAAUAGAGAGGAAAUAUAUAUCGUUAUCUCAGAGUAUUAUAUAGUAUAAUAUAGUAAUAGAUUUAUAGAUCUCGAGUGAUAUAUGAUAUGUCAAUGUAUAUGAAUAUAGGAUCAGUAGUUCAAUAUAUCAUCUCUAUCUCGUAUAUCUCUAGUCUCUCGCAUCCUAUCAUAUUUCAUCGUCUCUAUCCUCGUCCUCUAUCUCUUUUUCUAAUAGUCCUCGCCUCUAGUAUCUCUUUUCUCCUAUCUCUAUCUUCUCUUCUCUCUCUCUCUCUAUAUCUCUCUCUCGUUCUAUAUCUCUCGUCUCUCUCUCGCUCUCUCUCUCGCUCGCUCUCUCUCUCUCUCUCUCUCUCUAUCCCUCUCUCUCUCUCUCUCGUCCUCUCUCUCUCUCUCUCUGUCUCUCUCUCUCUCUCUCAUCCUCGCUCUCUCGCUCUCUCUCUCUCGCUCUCUCUCUCUGAACCACAGAUGCUGUUGCUGAGCUCACUAAAGAGUACAGGGAGAACGGGGAGCCAAUCACAGAUGAUAGUCCCAAUCUGCAGAAAUUCUCCUACAAACUGGAGUACCUUCUACAGGUGAGUCCCUCAAUGUUCAUAGACAGUGAGAUAGUACGAACAGUUUUUUCCCGUUCUUCAGUCGGGUCAAAGGCCCCAAAGCAACAUCCAGGACUGGUUAAUGAAUCAAUACAAUGUAUAGAACAAUCUUCUAUAGAACAAUCUGUUUUUUUCCCCAGACACAGAUUAAACAUCACGCUUUUUAGUCCAGGAUUAGGUUUAAUAUGUGUCCAGGAAACCACCUUACAGAGUCCAAGUCAAAUCAAGGCCAACCUGGCAUGCUCACCAAUAUGGCAUUGUUCACAUCUCUAUAAAGUAGGUCAUAUACAAUUUGUCGCUAACACGUCAUCUACGCUAUUCAGUUUGACCAGAAGGAGAAGACGACAUUUCUUGGCACCAGAAAAGACUACUGGGAUUAUUUCAGCGACUGUCUGGCCAAGAUCAAAGGAGCCAACGAUGGUAUCCGCUUUGUCAAAUCCAUCCCAGAGGUAUAUAGAGUUCAGCACUUUUUAAAAGUCAAUUAUAAGGAUCAUUAACUGUUAUUACACAAUGUAUAGUAGUAAUUCAUAUGUAAUGACAUUCUAUCUUUAGAGCUUUUUACCACCUUUUUAAACACUACUGUCACCAUUUCUGUGCACCCUCUAUCUCAAGUUAUGGAUACCAUUGCAGUUUUGGGUCUUAUUGUGCCACCAAAUGUGAAAUAACGAAGGAACAAAUUAACUUCAUCUACAAAUGAUCUACCAAAUCUGCUUUGACGCAUAUUUCACAACGGUGAUCCCUGUUGUGAUUUAAAGGGAUAAUACUCCUGACAUUGCAGCUGUUAUGGAUUGCAUUAUUAACGUAGAUUGUCUGUCUCACUGAUAAGUAGUUAUAAUGGCAUGGAGGAAUUUGGCAUUCUGCUGGGUAGUGGAUACUAGCCAUGAAAAACAAAUAAUCUUUGUUAACAGGAUCUACACAACAGAUGUCGUUGAAUAUGGAUGAUUGAUUAUAGGAAUGAAAAUGUUGAUUUUAACUAUCCUUUUAAUGGACACAUUCAGGAAGCACAUACAGUGCCUUCAGAAAGUAUUCAGACACCUUGACUUUUUCUAUAUUUUGUUAUAGCCUUAUUCUAAAAUGGAUUACAUAAAAACAUUUCCUCAGCAAUCUACUCACUUUACCCCAUAAUGACAAAGCGAAAACAGGUUCUUAGACAUUUUUGCGAUAAAAACAAAUAAAAUAAAAUACAAUAAAUACCUUAUUUACAUAAGUAUUCACACCCUUUGCUAUGAGACUCGAAAAUGAGCUCAGGUGCAUCCUGUUUCCAUUGAUCAUCCUUGAGAUGUUUCUACAACUUUAUUGGAGUCCACCUGUGGUAAAUUCAAUUGAUUGGACAUGAUUUGGAAAGGCGCACACCUGUCUAUAUAAGGUCCCACAGUUGACAGUGCAUGUCAGAGCGAAAACCAAGCCAUGAGGUCUAAGGAAUUGUCCUUAGAGCUCCGAGACAGGAUGGUGUCGAGGCACAGAUCUGGGGAAGGGUACCAAAAGAUUUCCGCAGCAUUGAAGGUCCCGAAGAACACAGUGGCCUCCAUCAUUCUUAAAUGGAAUAAGUUUGGAACCACCAAGAGACUUCCUAGAACUUGCCGCCUGCUGGCCAAACUGAGAAAUUAGGGGAGAAGGGCCUUGGUCAGGGAGGUGACCAAGAACCUGAUUUUCACUCUGACAGAGCUCUAGAGUUCCUCUGUGGAGAUGGGACAACCUUCCAGAAGGACAACCAUCUCUGCAGCACUCCACCAAUCAGGCCUUUAUGGUAGAGUGGCCAGACGGAAGCCACUCCUCAGUAAAAUGCACAUGACAGACCACUUGGAGUUUGCCAAAAGGCACCUAAAGACUCUCAGACCAUGAGAAACAAGAUUCUCUGGUCUGAUGAAACCAAGAUUGAACUCUUUGGCCUGAUGCCAAGCGUCACGUCUGGAGGAAACCUUGCACCAUCCCUACGGUGAAGCAUGGUGGUGGCAGCAUCAAGCUGUGGGGAUGUUUUUCAGCGGCAGGGACUGGGAGACUAGUCAGGAUUGAGGGAAAUAUGAACAGUGCAAAGUACAGAGAGAUCCUUGAUGAAAACCUGCUCCAGAGCGCUCAGGACCUCAGACUGGGGAGAAGAUUCACCUUCCAACAGGACAACGACCCUAAGCACACUGCCAAGACAAUGCAGGAGUGGCUUCUGUGCAAGCCUCUGAAUGUCCUUGUGUGGCCCAGCCAGAGCCCGGACUUGAACCUGAUCGAACAUCUCUGGAGAGACCUGAAAAUAGCUGUGCAGCAUUCUCCCCAUCCAACCUGACAGAGUUUGAGAGGAUCUGCAGAGAAGAAUGGGAGAAACUCAAGAAGACUUGAGGCUGUAAUCGCUGCCAAAGAUGCUUCAAUAAAGUACUGAGUAAAGGGUCUAAAUACUUAUGUAAAUGUCAUAUUUUAGUUUUCUAUGUUUAAUAAAUUAGCAAAAAUGUCUAAAAAUCUGUUUUUGCUUUGUCAUUAUGGGGUAUUGUGUGUAGAUUGAUGAGGUGAAAAAAACAAUUUCAUCAAUUUUAGAAUAAGGCUGUAACGUAACAAAAUGUUGAAAAAGUCAAGGGAUCUGAAUACUUUCCGAAAGCACUGUACGCUAAUUUAAGGCCUCAUUGGUGCUGCAGAUGAACAGCUAUCACAUAUAUUUGCUGUACGGCACUGUGAAUAUGUCCUUUAAUUUCCCCUUCCAGCUGAAGACUUCUCUGGGGAAAGGCAGGGCUUUCAUUCGUUACUCCCUGGUGCACCAGAGACUGGCCGACACGCUGCAGCAGUGCCUGAUGAACCAAAGGGUAACCAGGUAAAACUCUACCCAGAACAGGAUUCACAGAUGAUCAGUUGUUGAAAUCCCUGAGGGAUAGAGGGGUUCAUGUCUCAAAUAAAUAUCACACUUUGGACCUGCAAAGUGAGCAGACACUUUUUGUUUCACAUCUCAAACCUGACCCCACUUCGGCAACAGUUUUAGGUAUUAAACAUGGAUGCGUAGGUCAUAGGUUCAAAUUUGGGAUAGUGUUUGGCUAAAUUAAGACACUUGUUUAUGUUAUAGACUACUAUUCUGAAAUCGAUUGUUUCAAGUAAACAACGUUUCCUCCCUGAUUCUUGUUAGCGCCUUUCAUUUCUCUUUUCCCUUGUGGUGUUUUACUUCUGUAAACAUGUUUCCCAGUUCCUCAGGUGAGUAAACACAGUGUGCCGGUUCUUAUGUUACCAAAGGUUACUGGAAGCAGUGUCCAGUGGGAGGGGAUUAGACGUUGUCUGACUGAGUAGAGAUACAGUAUAUUGUGCCGAUCCGCUACUCGAAAAGUUACAUCUCCCGUUGUACAGAAUCAUGUCCCCCAUCUAUCCUCAGAGUUCGUACCGCUUGGUGACCUAAACUGGGAUAUGCUUAACACCCCGGCCAACCAACAAUCUAAACUAGAUGCCCUCAAUCUCACACAAAUUAUCAACGAACCUACCAGGUACAACCCUAAAUCUGUAAACUAAAUCUAAAUACACCUCCGCUGUCUUCAACCAGGAUCUCAGCGAUCACUGCCUUAUUGCCUGCGUCUGUAAUGGGUCCGCGGUCAAACGACCACCCCUCAUCACUGUCAAACGCUCCUUAAAACACUUUAGCGAGCAGGCCUUUCUAAUUGACCUGGCCCGGGUAUCCUGGAUGGAUAUUGACCUCAUUCCCUCAGUAGAGGAUGCCUGGUUGUUCUUUAAAAGUGCUUUCCUUUCAAUCUUAAAUAAGCAUGCCCCAUUCAAAAAAUUCAGAUCUAAGAACAGAUAUAGCCCCUGGUUCCCCUCAGACUUGACUGCCCUUGACCAGCACAAAAACAUCCUGUGGCGUACUGCAUUAGCAUCGAACAACCCCCGCGAUAUACAACUUUUCAGGGAAGUCAGGAACCAAUAUACACAAUCAGUUAGGAAAGCAAAGGCUAGCUUUUUCAAACAGAAAUUUGCAUCCUGUAGCACUAACUCCAAAACGUUUUGGGACACUGUAAAGUCCAUGGAAAAUAAGAGCACCUCCUCCCAACUGCCCAGUGCACUGAGGCUAGGAGACACUGUAACCACAGAUAAAUCUACAAUAAUCGAGAAUUUCAACAAGCAUUUUGCUACGGCUGGCCAUGCUUUCCACCUGGCUACCACUACCCCGGCCACCAGCUCUGCACCCUCUGCUGCAACUUGCCCAUGCCCCCCCCGCUUCUCCUUUACACACAUUCAGACAGCUGAUGUUCUGAAAGAGCUGAAAAAUCUGGACCCCUACAAAUCAGCUGGGCUAGACAAUCUGGACCCUUUCUUUCUAAAAUUAGCCGCCGAAAUUGUCGCAACCCCUAUUACUAGCCUGUUCAACCUCUCUUUCGUAACGUCUGAGAUCCCCAGAGAUUGGAAAGCUGCCGCGGUCAUCCACCUCCUCAAAGGGGGUGACACUCUAGAUCCAAACUGUUACAGACCUAUAUCCAUCCUGCCCUGCCUUUCGAAAGUAUUUGAAAGCCAAGUUAACAAACAGAUCACCAACCAUUUCGAAUCCCACCGUACCUUCUCCGCUAUGCAAUCUGGUUUCCGAGCUGGUCAUGGGUGCACCUCAGCCACGCUCAAGGUCCUAAACGAUAUUAUAACCACGAUCGAUAAAAGACAGUACUGCGCAGCCGUCUUCAUCGACCUGGCCAAGGCUUUGGACUCUGUCAACCACCGCAUUCUUAUUGGCAGUCUAAAUAGCCUUGGUUUCUCUAAUGACUGCCUCGCCUGGUUCACCAACUACUUCUCAGAUAGAGUUCAAUGUGUCAAUUCGGAGGGCCUGUUGUCUGGACCUCUGGCCUUCUCUAUGGGGGUGCCACAGGGUUCAAUUCUCGGGCCGACUCUAUUCUCUGUGUACAUCAAUGAUGUCGCUCUUGCUGCUGGUGACGCUCGGAUCCACCUCUUAUGCGGACGACACCAUUUUGUAUACAUCUGGCCCUUCAUUGGACACUGUGUUAACAAACCUCCAAACGAGCUUCAACGCCAUACAACAUUCCUUCCGUAGCCUCCAACUGCUCUUAAACACUAGUAAAACUAAAUGCAUGCUCUUCAACCGAACGCUGCUUGCACCCGCCCACCCGACUAGAAUCACUACUCUCGACGGGUCUGACCUAGAGUAUGUGGACAACUACAAAUACCUAGGUGUCUGGUUAGACUGUAAACUCUCCUUCCAGGCUCACAUUAAGCAUCUCCAAUCAAAAGUUAGAUCUAGAAUCGGCUUCCUAUUUCGCAACAAAGCCUCCUUCACUCAUGCUGCCAAACAUGCCCUCGUAAAACUGACUAUCCUACCGAUCCUUGACUUCGGCGAUGUCAUUUACAAAAUAGCCUCCAACACUCUACUCAGCAAAUUGGAUGUAGUCUAUCACAGUGCCAUCCGUUUUGUCACCAAAGCCCCCUAUACUACCCACCAUUGUGACCUGUACGCUCUUGUUGGCUGGCCCUCACUACAUAUUCGUCGCCAAGCCCACUGACUCCAGGUCAUCUAUAAAUCACUGCUAGGCAAAUCCCCGUCUUACCUUAGCUCACUGGUCACCAUAGCAGCACCCACCCAUAGUCUGCGCUCCAGCAGGUAUAUCUCACUGGUCAUCCCCAAAGCCAACACCUCCUUUGGCCGCCAUUCCUUCCAGUUCUCUGCUGCCAAUGACUGGAACGAACUGCAAAAAUCUCUGAAGCUGGAGACUCUUAUCUCCCUCACUAACUUUAAGCGUCAGUUGUCAGAGCAGCUUACCGAUCACUGCACCUGUACACAGCCAAUCUGAAAUUAGCCCACCCAACUACCUCAUCCCUAUAUCAUUUAUUUUGCACCGCAGUAUCUCUAUUUGCACAUCAUCUUUUGCACAUCUAUCAUUCCAGUGUUAAUACGAAAUUUUAACUAUUUUGCACUAUGGCCUAUUUAUUGCCUUACCUCCAUAACUUACUACAUUUGCACACACUGUAUAUAUAUUUUCUCUUUGUAUUUUUGACUUUAUGUUUUGUUUACCCCAUAUGUAACUCUGUGUUGUUGUUUUUAUCGCACUGCUUUGCUUUAUCUUGGCCAGGUCGCAGUUGUAAAUGAGAAUGUGACACUCUGGCUCUAUGGACUUUGAGAAUUGAGCCAGGGUUGUUCAUUUUCAUGUGUUUGGGUGUAUUUCAUUUGGUGGUGUUGGGGAUGGGUGAGUUUCAUUUUGUUUGUGUCUAUGGUGAUUGGUCUGUGACUCCCAAUCGGAGGUAACGAGUGUCAGCUGUCGGCUCGUUAUCUCUGAUUGGGAGCCAUAUAUAUUCUGUGUGUUUUCUCCUUUGUUUUGUGGGUUAUUGUUUCUGUGUUGCUGUUAGUGUGUUUCAGUAUUUUUGAACUUCACGUAUCGUCAUUUGUUGUUUUCUUCGUGGUUGCUUUAUUAAUAAAGUCAUCAUGUUCACUCGCAACGCUGCGCAUUGGUCUCCUCCUUCAGACGAUCGUGACAGAAUAACCCACCCCAAAAGGACCAAGCAGCGUAACAAGCGUGUCCAGGAGCCGAGGGUCUGGACAUGGGAAGAGUUAUUGGACGGAAAGGAUCCUUGGGCACAACCGGGAGAAUAUCGCCUCCCUCGUGAAGAGCUGGAGGCAGCCAAAGCCGAGAGGAGGUGGUACGAGGAGGCAGCGCGAAGGCGAGGCUGGAAGCCCGUGGAAGAGAGGCAACCCCAAGAAAUUUUUGGGGGGGGGCACAUGGCUUGGGCAGCUGGGCAGCAGGAGGCUGCCACAGGUAGAGCUGGAGAAAAGGCUAUCGGAUUACGGGAGCCAUUGGCGAGUAGAGGGAGGGAAGUUGUUGUGGCACGGCAUGAGAGACUGAAGUGUGUUCCCAGUCUGGUCCGGUCCGUUCUUGAUCCCCAGUUAAGGCCAGUGGUGGGUGUUCCCGGUACGGACCGGUCUGUUCCUACUCCACGCACCAGGUCCACGAUGUGCGUCGCCAGCCCGGCCCGGCCUGUUCCGGCCACUCGCACCAGGGAUAAGGUGCGCGUCGCCAGCCCAGCCCGGCCUGUUCCUGCUCCACGCACGAAUCCUACGGGGUGCGUUACCAGUCGGCCAGAGUCUGCCGUCUGCCCAACGGCGCCUGAACUGCCCGUCGGCCCUAUGGCGUCUGAACUGCCCGUUUGCCAAGCGCUGCAUAAGCCGCCCGUCUGUACUGAGCCUGCAAAGCCGUCCGUCUGCCAUGAGCCUUCAGAGCCUUCCGCCAGACAGGAGCCGCUAGAGCCUUCCGCCAGACAGAAUCAUACAUCUGCUAUGGAAUCAGCAGGAGCCGACGCAGCCCAUACUAGACUGGAAGCUCGGGUUCGGGACCAGGAAGAGCAGCUCCUGCAGAUGGGAGCCGCCCUGCUGGAGAUGUUGACUGCAAUCCGAGGCUGGGGUCCGCCUCCACCGCCAGUCUCCCAGCCAGCACCAUCAGCCAGCUAUGAGCAGCCAGAUCCGUCAGCCAGCCAUGAGCAGCCAGAUCCGUCAGCCAGCCAUGAGCAGCCAGACCCGUCAGCCAGCCAUGAGCAGCCAGAUCCGUCAGCCAGCCAUGAGCAGCCAGACCCGUCAGCCAGCCAUGAGCAGCCAGAUCCGUCAGCCAGCCAUGAGCAGCCAGAUCCGUCAGCCAGCCAUGAGCAGCCAGAUCCGUCAGCCAGCCAUGGGCAGCCAGAUCCGUCAGCCAGCCAUGAGCAGCCAGAUCCGUCAGCCAGCCAUGAGCAGCCAGACCCGUCAGCCAGCCAUGAGCAGCCAGACCCGUCAGCCAGCCAUGAGCAGCCAGAUCCGUCAGCCAGCCAUGAGCAGCCAGAUCCGUCAGCCAGCCAUGAGCAGCCAGAUCCGUCAGCCAGCCAUGAGCAGCCAGAUCCGUCAGCCAGCCAUGAGCAGCCAGAUCCGUCAGCCAGCCAUGAGCAGCCAGAUCCGUCAGCCAGCCAUGAGCAGCCAGAUCCGUCAGCCAGCCAUGAGCAGCCAGAUCCGUCAGCCAGCCAUGAGCAGCCAGAUCCUUCAGCCAGCCAUGAGCAGUCAGAUCCGUCAGCCAGCCAUGAGCAGCCAGAUCCGUCAGCCAGCCAUGAGCAGCCAGAUCCGUCAGCCAGCCAUGAGCAGCCAGAUCCGUCAGCCAGCCAGGAUCCGCCAGAGCCGUCCAGCCAGGAUCCGCCAGAGCCGUCCAGCCAGGAUCCGCCAGAGCCGUCCAGCCAGGAUCCGCCAGAGCCGUCCAGCCAGGAUCCGCCAGAGCCGUCCAGCCAGGAUCCGCCAGAGCCGUCCAGCCAGGAUCCGCCAGAGCCGUCCAGCCAGGGUCCGCCAGAGCCGUCCAGCCAGGGUCCGCCAGAGCCGUCCAGCCUGGAUCCGCCAGAGCCGUCCCGCCAGGAUCCGCCAGAGCCGUCCCGCCAGGAUCCGCCAGAGCCGUCCCGCCAGGAUCCGCCAGAGCCGUCCAGCCAGGAUCCGCCAGAGCCGUCCAGCCAGGAUCCGCCAGAGCCGUCCAGCCAGGAUCCGCCAGAGCCGUCCAGCCAGGAUCCGCCAGAGCCGUCCCGCCAGGAUCCGCCAGAGCCGUCCCGCCAGGAUCCGCCAGAGCCGUCCCGCCAGGAUCCGCCAGAGCCAGCCAGCCAGGAUCCGCCAUCUAGUCAGGUGAUGCCCCUUAGCCCGGUGCUGCCCCUUAGUCCGGUGCUGCCCUUUAGCCCGGUGCUGCCCCUGAGUCCGGUGCCGCCCCUUAGCCCGGUGCUGCCCCUUAGUCCUGUACUGCCCUUUAGUCCGGUACUGCCCCGUAGUCCGGUGCAGCCCCUUAGUCCGGUGCUGUCCCUUAGCCCGGUGCUGCCCCUUAUCCCGGUGCUGCCCCUUAUCCCGGUGCUGCCCCUUAGGCCGAUGCUGCCCCUUAGUCCGGUGUUGCCCCUUAGUCCAGGUGGGGUUAGUUGGAGGGUGGUCAUUGGGAGGAGGCUACCGAAGCAGGUUGUGACUGUGGUGGGGUGGGGAUCACGACCGGGGCCAGAGCCGCCACCAUGGACAGACGCCCACCCAGACCCUCCCCUAGUCCUGAUGUUGGUGCGCCCGGAGUUCGCACCUUUAGGGGGGGGGUACUGUGACACUCUGGCUCUAUGGACUUUGAGAAUUGAGCCAGGGUUGUUCAUUUUCAUGUGUUUGGGUGUAUUUCAUUUGGUGGUGUUGGGGAUGGGUGAGUUUCAUUUUGUUUGUGUCUAUGGUGAUUGGUCUGUGACUCCCAAUCGGAGGUAACGAGUGUCAGCUGUCGGCUCGUUAUCUCUGAUUGGGAGCCAUAUAUAUUCUGUGUGUUUUCUCCUUUGUUUUGUGGGUUAUUGUUUCUGUGUUGCUGUUAGUGUGUUUCAGUAUUUUUGAACUUCACGUAUCGUCAUUUGUUGUUUUCUUCGUGGUUGCUUUAUUAAUAAAGUCAUCAUGUUCACUCGCAACGCUGCGCAUUGGUCUCCUCCUUCAGACGAUCGUGACAGAGAACUUGUUCUCAACUGGCUUACCUGGUUAAAUAAAGGUGAAAUAAAUAAAUUAAAUAAAAAUAAAAUAAACACUUGUGAAAUGUAUCUGUGUGUUUGUAAAAGGCAUGUCCAUUAGUCCAUAUUUGUACUUUUUGUAAGUGUCGAGGUGAUUUAAUAUAACGAACAAUCUAAGUAUGUUAGUGAAGGUAUUUCUAUGUGAAUGUGUUAUACCUAUCUCUCUUCUCCUUCCCCUGUCUAUAUGCUUCUCUCCCUCUCCCUGCAGUGACUGGUACUAUGCUCGCAGCCCCUUGCUGAAAUCCCACCUCAGUGUUGACAUCAUAAGUCACCUGUAUGAGCUCAAUGAUGUCCAGUUUGAUGUGGCUUCCAGGGGUCAUGACCUUGACUCGUCCUGGCCCACCUUUGCAAGGUAACCAAUCGCAAAGGCAUUCUGUUUAUAAAUGCACCCCAUACUCAAGAUGCUGUGUGUUGGAUUGAGGAAUUGAUCAAAUGUAGACACUUGGUGAUGUCACAUCACAUGUGUGUUUUCUGAUCUCCAGGAGGACACUGGGCAUGCCCAACUCACCUGGCCACAUGUGGAAACCACCCAGUCGCAGCUCCAGCAUUAACAGCCUGGCCAGCACCUACUCACAGGUACUGACACAGCCCGCCUUCCUCCUCUGAGCGUUUACUCUACUGGGACUAAUAUGGUUCUAUUAUGAACUAGUCAUAUCUUGUCAGAUCAUACAGUAUUUCUAGUCAAGUCUUAACAAUGUGUCAAGUCUGCAGUACUCACUGUAAUACCCUGAUCCCAGCAGGCUCAUGAGUUCCCCGGCAGUCCUGAGUACGGCCCGGGCAUGCUGAGCGAGCUGAACGAGUCGCUGCCUUCUGGCGUGGAGGUGAGCAUGUUGGAAGAGCUCCGCCUGGAGCUGGACCAGUCAGAGCUGAAGCAGCGGGAGCUCCAGGACAGGGUGCGGCAGAUGGGAGAGGAGGGUGCCGAGCUCAAGGGCAUGGUGGUGGAGCUCCAGAGGCAGCUGGACGUGUCGCUGACCGCACAGGAGGAACAGCAGGGUAUGCAAGGCACCCUGAAAGCCCUGGAGAGGCGGGAGGAGGCCUUGUCCUGCGAGCUGGAGACCCUGAGGGCUGGGGAGAGGGCCAGGGAAGCAGAACAGCGCCACCUCCAGGAGAAGCUGAUGGCCGCAGAGGGGAGGAACGUAGAACUAAUGGCCAAGCUGGAUGGUGUGUUGGAUGAGAAGGGCCAGCAGGCGACCAGCUAUUUUGACUCAGCACAGAAGAUCCACGAGCUGCUGGACAGAGUGAAGGAGGCAGAGGGUGGGAAGAUAGUGGCUCUGGCAGAGGGAGAGGACAGGAGGAGGCAGGCCGAAAAGCUGGCAAAUGAGCUAAGGGUCAAGGAGGUGGCAGCAAAGGAGGAUGAGGCCAAGCUGGAGGCGCUGUCAAAGUCUGCUGCAGAGGAGAAGUCUAAGUUCGCAGAGUGUGCAGAGGAGCAGUGUAACGCCAUUGACAAGCUGCAGGGGGCGUUAACUUUGAGGGAGAAGGAGGCCAUCAACCUGCAGAGGCAGCUGCAUGACCUCCAGAGUGCUCUGGAAGUGAAGGGGAUACAGGCCGAGGAGGCCAGGGACAGGGCGCAGGAGGAGAAAGAGGAGAUCCAGGGAAGCAUGGGCAAUCUGAAAGAAGCCUUGGAGGUGGAACUCCUCUACCUGAAGGAGCAGUUGAAGAGCAGAGAGGUGGAGCUGCUCUCCAGCACCCAGAGGCUCCAGCACCUGGAGGUCCAGAGCCGUAGCCUGACCACAGAGCGGGACGGCCUGAGUGCCAACCUCUCCGAACUGGAGGCCAGCGUCAGGGAGCAGGCCAAUAGGAUCGAGGAGUACAAGACCCAGUGCACCAACCUGAUGGAGCUGAAUGGGAAGUUGCUGGGCACAGUGAAGAGGAAUGAGGAGCUGAAGAAGGAGCUGGCGGAGAGCCGGGCAGCCCUUGAGGGCGAGGUGGCUGCACUGAGGGCCUCUGACAAGCAGCUGAGGGGCCAGCUGGACGACGCCAAAGUGACUGUGGAUGAGAAAGACUGGAGGCUGCGUGAAGAGAACCGGGCCUUGGAUGAGAGUCUGCAGAGGGCAGCCAUGGCUGCAGAGGUUUCUGACGCCGCCGGCAAACGGCUGGAGCAGGAGAACCAAGGCCUGAGGGAGGAGCAGGCCACAGUAAGGGCGGCCCUGAGCUCAAUGCAGGAGGAGCUGAAGGCCAUCCACGGGCAGAUCGGAGAGCUGGAGAAGAGCUUGGGUCGGUCCCGCAGGAGUGAGGCCAGCCUGAAGGAGCAGCUCAAAGACCGGGAGGGCCAGCUAGAGAACCAGGAAAAGGGCUGUGUAGAGCUCCAGGCCAGGGUGGAGGCCCUAGAGGCCAGGGGAAGGGCACUGGAGAAGGCUAAGGCAGAUGCAGAAAAGGCCUGUGCCAAAAAGACAAAGCUGAUAGAGAGGUUCACCACCGAGAAGCAGACGGUGGAGAGAACCCAGCUAGAGAGGAGCUCUGCCCAGGCCAAGGAGAGCCAGGAGAUAGCCGCCAAACUGACCAUGGUGGAGGGCCAGCUGGAGGUGAACAUGAAGGAAGUGAUCAGGCUCCAGGCGGAAGUGCUGGAUCUGAGGGUGCAGCUGAACACCUCUGCGGAGGACAGGAUGAGGAGCCAGGCCCAGCUGGAGGUGACGGAGGCCCAGAGAGACGAACUCAGGACCCUAACAGAGCAGCUUAAAGCCCAGACCGAGGCACUCAACCAGAGGCACGUAGCCGAGCUCCUGCAGUGUAAUGAGAGGGAAGAGGCUCUGAGCAGGGAGCGUGACCGGGUGGAGGCAGCCACCCGGACAGAAUUGGCUGCCGCUGAGGCCUCCGCCAGGGGAGAGCUGGCCACACUCAAGGCCCAGAACGAGAGGCUGGCCAUGGAGAAUGUUGAGACACGCGAGGGCCUCCACCGGGCCAAUACAGAGAUGGCAGAGCUUGGGAUGACCAUCUGUAGACUGACAGCAGAAAGGGAGGAGGCCAAGGAAGGCUGGGCGGGGGAAGCAGGCAGGAUAGGGGAGCUAGAGGAGCGGACGUCCAGGGAGGUGGAGCGGCUGGAGGCCAGCAUGGCCACCCUUCGCCAGGAGAAUGCCAGCCUGAGAGAGGAGCUGAGGAUGAUGGAGAACCUUCCGGCAGCCAUGCUGGAGCUCCAAGAGAAGCUGGAGAAGGCGGAGGGCCAGGUGAGGAGCCUCAAAGACUCCAGUCAGGAGGAAAUGGAGGCGGUCAAGUUCCAGAUGAGCUCCGAGAGCAUGAAUCAUCAGAACCAGAUCAAGGUGAGUUUGACUGGAGUUCUGUGAAAAGCCUGGCCGUGGGGGAAACACGGACUGUAGCAAAAUCAUAUAAUUACGGCACCACAUGAAAGGGCAGUUUAUGCCGUAUUUCCAUACAGGAUUUACCCCAGUGUUUUACCCAAAAGUCUCAGACUUCUGUUUCCAUCUGUGCGGGCCGGCACCAGUGUCUCACUGGGCCAUGGCUCAGGCGGACCUGCUCUCACUUGGGGCCAAAGCCAUGCCACUGGUACUUUUCAGCGGACAUUUAAAUAACAAUGGAUAACUGUGGACUUUAACACCUCGUCACAAAGCAACUGUUUUGAUUGCUCUUCACAAGUCCUCACUGUCAGCCCUAGCUAUGGAAACACAAUUUCCUUAGUAUAACAUAAUGGUGUAUACACUAGUGUAACACUGGUGUUACAGUCGAAAAGCAGCAUUAAGAGCAAUGUGAUAAUCAGACAGACCACUUGGCACCAUUUGAACACGUGUGUUUUGCUCUCUGUCCAGAGUGUGAAUGAUGAGCUGGGGAAACUGAGAGUCCAGCUGCCAAAAGAGCAGGAGAAGGUGUCCGGUCUGGAGGCCAAAGUCUCAGAGUUAGAGGUCUGUAUCUUCACAUUAUUCACAUACAGUGCAUUCGGAAAGUAUUCAGACCCCUUGACUUUUUCCACAUUUUGUUACGUUACAGCCUUAUUCUAAAAUGUAUUAAAUUGUUUGUUUUCCCUUCAUCAAUCUACACACAAUACUCCAUAAUGACAAAGCAAAAACAGGUUAACAAUUUUUUUCAAAUGUAUUACAAAUAAAAAACAGAAAUAUCACAUUUACAUAAGUAUUCAGACCCUUUACUCAGUACUUUGUUGAAGCACCUUUGGCAGCGAUUACAGCCUUGAGUCUUCUUGGGUAUGACGCUACAAGCUUGGCACAUCUGUAUUUGGGGAGUUUCUCCCAUUCUUCUCUGCAGAUUCUCUCAAGCUCUGUCAGGUUGGAUGGGGAGCGUCGCUGCACAGCAAUUUUCAGGUCACUCCAGUAAUGUUCGACCGGGUUGAAGUCCGGGCUCUGGCUGGGCCACUCAAGGACAUUCAGAGACUUGUCCCGAAGGCACUCCUGUGUUGUCUUGGCUGUGUGCUUAGGGUCGUUGUCCUGUUGGAAGGUGAACCUUCGCCCCAGUCUGAGCUCCUGAGCGCUUUGGAGCAGGUUUUCAUCAAGGUUCUCUCUGUACUUUGCUCGGUUAAUCUUUCCCUCGAUCUUGACAAGUCUCCCAGUCCCUGCCGCUGAAAAACAUCCCCACAGCAUGAUGCUGCCACCACCAUGCUUCACCGUAGGGAUGGUGCAAGGUUUCCUCUGGACGUGACGCUUGGCAUUCAGACCAAAGAGUUUAAUCUUAGUUUCAUCAGACCAGAGAAUCUUGUUUCUCAUGGUCUGAGAGUCUUUAGGUGCCUUUUGGCAAACUCCAAGCGGGCUGUCAUGUGCCUUUUACUGAGGAGUGGCUUCCGUCUGGCCACUCUACCAUAAAGGCCUGAUUGGUGGAGUGCUGCAGAGAUGGUUGUCCUUCUGGAAGUUUCCUCCAUCUCCACAGAGGAACUCUGGAGCUCUGCCAGAGUGACCAUCAGGUUCUUGGUCACCUCCCUGACGAAGGCCCUUCUCCCCUGAUUGUUCAGUUUGGCCGGGCAGCCAGCUCUAGGAAGAGUCUUGGUGGUUCCAAACUUCUUCCAUUUAAAAAUGAUGGAGGCCACUGUGUUCUUGGGGACCUUCAAUGCUGCAGACAUUUUUUGGUACCCUUCCCCAGAUCUGUGCCUUGACACAAUCCUUUGACCUCAUGGCUUGGUUUUUGCUCUGACAUGCACUGUCAACUGUGGGACCUUAUAUAGACAGGUGUGUGCCUUUCCAAAUCAUGUCCAAUCAAUUGAAUUUACCACAGGUGGACUCCAAUCAAGUUGUAGAAACUUCUCAAGUAUGAUCAAUGGAAACAGGAUGCACCUGAACUCAAUUUCGAGUCUCAUAGCAAAGGUUCUGUAUAUAAGGUAUUUCAUUGGUAAUACAUUUGCAAAAAUUUCUUAGAACCUGUUUUCACUUGUCAUUACGGGGUAUUGUGUGUAGAUUGAUGAGGAAUUUUUAUAAUUUAAUCCAUUUUAGAAUAAGGCUGUAACGUAACAAAAUAUGGAAAAAGUCAAAGGAUACUUUCCGAAUGCACUGUAUGACAAGAGUACAAUAUAAUAGACACAGUCUUCAAUCCCUUGUCUGUAAUGUCUUUUGUCUGUAAUGUAUUUUUCGUUAUGUGUCGGACCCCAGUAAGACUAGCUGUCGCCAUUGGCGUCGGCUAAUGGGGAUCCUAAGAAAUCAAAAUCAAGAUACAUACAGUAGAACACUUUGGGAUACACUGGCACCGGAAAAAAUAAUUGGCUAAAUGGCAUGUCUGUUCAGCACUGUCUCUAGACCCAAUUGAAAUAGCUGCCAUUGAAAUAGCUGCCAUUUAAAUAGCUGCCAUUUAAAUAGCUGAAAGUAAAGAAGCAGUGAUAAGAAUCUGUAAGAUGAUGAAAUAAAUGGGGAGAUGCCAAAGUGAGAUGUGUCACAUCCAGCCUGUCUGCUCUGGCGUACCUUUUUACGUUUUCAUUAGAGAUACCUAGGAAUAAAUAUGAGGGAGGCCAAAGGGGCAAAUAAAUGAAUAUGAGAGAGAGGGCGAGAAGAGCAGGCCUGUACACACUUGACUGGGUUAAUUCAUACGACACAGAUUAGAGCCCAGUGUUCAUCAACCGAGUUUGAUAAAACAGAGGUCUUAAUCUCCUUCCUCUCCUAGAGAGGAUGUGACACGUUGUAAUUCAUCUGCCUGUACUGUAAUACUUUGCUAUGAUAAUUGAGUGAAGAAGGAGAGAGAUAGGCCGUUCAUUUACAAAGCAUCGCUCCUCUGUAGACUUCUUAAUCCUUGGUCUAUAUUCAUUUAUCAACCGAUCAAACACUAUAAAGAAUGGAGACGGUCGAAUAAAAGGGUAAAAAGUUCACCUGUUUCUGAAAGGUUGUUUGUUCUUUUUUUUUAAACUACUGCAUGUUAUGAUUAUAUGUGAUGAAGGGGGUGAAUGAGGAGUACUCACGGCUGAUUGGAGAGAAGGAUGCUCACAUCACAAAGUCGGAAUCCGCCAUUCGUCAGAGUGAGGGAGAGAUUCAGCACCUGAGAGACUCUGUCACCAGGUAAGGCUAUAACCCCGCCGUUGACCUAUUAUACCCCAAACAGAAAACAACCUCUCCAUUUAGAUGAACUAAGUAGCCCCUGUCUUUAAGAUAUAUAUGUUUAAACGCAUCAUACAGAAUGGACAAGACAAUUCUGUCUACUAUUCUCUUAUGUGAGUGGACAAGUCAGAGAUGAUGCAGUCAAAACCAUGUAAUCGUACACACUCCCUCUUCCAUUCUCUUAAAUUAACUGUCCAGUAUUUCCAGUUUUCUAUGAAUUAUGAACUAUAAUUAAUUAUAAUAUGAGUGAAAUCGUUUUUCUUCCAAAUCGUUUUUAUUAAGUAUGUUAAAAAACAGCUUUUAUGUGUUGGAAUUGUGUGGACGUACCACAAUAACAAAAUGGUGUGGGCGUAUACCGGUCAUUCAAAAUAUUAAUGCGAGUAGACCGCUGAUUGGCCAGCUCUGCCAAUGAGCCAACAUGAUAUCAUGUUCUAUGAGGAAAUAGCAAGCAUUUUUUAAACAGUCUUUUUGAGAUACAAAUUUGAGGUGGGGUUUUUGAAGUGUUUUUUCUCCAAUUUAUGUUUUGGCCACAAAUACAAGUUUAGGAUGAGUCAACAACAUUAUUUGGGAUGAGUUAACAGAAUAUUACCUUUUACAAAUGUUCAGUGGACAGUUAAAGCCAAUUUAUGCUUAUUCCAGAAAUGCUAUCCGGAGGCUCCGUACAGAGAUUGUAAUGCACUGUGGAGCCUCCGGAGGCUUGCAAAGGCCAAAUCGAGCUCCGUACCGCAUCGCUGUGUGCCUCUCAAAUUUUGUAACAAUGCGGAGGGCUCCGUAUAGCUCCGCAUUGACAUGAUUGGGAAGACGGUAGGUGGGGGCGGGAGGUCCUGUAUAAAUACAAACUAGCUUCCUUGACAACAGCUCGGCUCUGCUCCGCGAAGCGCAAGAAGUAUGGAUGCUCUGCCUUCUGUGGAGUCCGCAUCGCAGUAAACGCUGCAGAUGAUGGAUUGACCAUGCAGAGCCUUUUACUUUCAUAUUUCUCUCUCCCUUAUCUCUCUGUCAUUUAGUGCUGAGGAGGCUCUCUCCACGGUCCAGGCGGUGUGUGAGGAGCUAAAGCAGAAACUGGAGCAGGCCGAGGUGGACAAACGUAGUUAUUACCUCAGGACGACCGCAGAGAUCGACGACCUCUACCGAACCAAGAGCACCCUGGAGGAGCGCCUCAUCGAACUUAUAAAGUACGAUCUAGUACCUCCUCUGCACUGUCCUGAGCGCGGGUAGAAAAACACAAAGCGACAGCUGAACCUUUGAUCAGUAGAUCUGGGAUGGGCUUUUGUUUAGAAACUGGAAAGGGUGUUGAUGUUGUUUUCUACCUUCGUUUGGGUGAUCAGAUAGCAAGGUAUUUCUGGUUCUACCCUCUUGGCUGAGUCCUGUGGGGAGUGUGUCCUCUGAGGAUGCUCUCCCAUAGCGAGCACAGUGUCGGUCUUUGUAAUGCCAUCUCACCACUGACAAUCUCAUCUGAUGAAAAGGAGGGAGGGAGGGAAAGGAAAAGAGGUGGAUUGUGGAAAAGGAUGUAGGUGAAUGACACAGAGGUGGGUGAAAAAUAAAGAAGUUGUUUGGAGACUAAGAGAGACCGCUUCUGAAUUUCAAAUCAACCCCUAGGCACUUCUGUAGGUGUGAAAUGAUUGGUUAGGUGUAUCCAAUAUGGCAAAAUGGGCAUCUAGACUACCAGAGGGCAAGAUGAAAGAAUUGCUAUAUAUCUUAUACAUAUCCGAUUCUUUCAGAUCUUUGCCAAGGAGUAGUCCAUUCGGAAUUCAGAAAGAGUCCAAGAUAUCAAAGAGGAAGACAGCGAGAGGGGGAUAUCAAGGAGGAAGACAGUGAGAGGGGGAUAUGAAGGAGGAAGACAGUGAGAGGGGGAUAUGAAGGAGGAAGACAGUGAGAGGGGGAUAUGAAGGAGGAAGACAGUGAGAGGGGGAUAUCAAGGAGGAAGACAGUGAGAGGGGGAUAUGAAGGAGGAAGACAGUGAGAGGGGGGAUAUGAAGGAGGAAGACAGUGAGAGGGGGAUAUGAAGGAGGAAGACAGUGAGAGGGGGAUAUCAAGGAGGAAGACAGUGAGAGGGGGAUAUGAAGGAGGAAGACAGUGAGAGGGAUAUGAAGGAGGAAGACAGUGAGAGGGGGAUAUCAAGGAGGAAGACAGUGAGAGGGGGAUAUGAAGGAGGAAGACAGUGAGAGGGAUAUGAAGGAGGAAGACAGUGAGAGGGGGAUAUCAAGGAGGAAGACAGCGAGAGGGGGAUAUGAAGGAGGAAGACAGCAAGAGGGGGAUAUGAAGGAGGAAGAGAGCGAGAAGGGGAUAUGAAGGAGGAAGACAGCGAGAGGGGGAUAUGAAGGAGGAAGACAGCGAGAGGGGGAUAUGAAGGAGGAAGACAGCGAGAGGGGGAUAUGAGGGAGGAAGACAGUGAGAGGGGGAUAUGAAGGAGGAAGACAGUGAGAGGGGGAUAUGAAGGAGGAAGACAGCAAGAGGGGGAUAUGAAGGAGGAAGACAGCGAGAGGGAUAUGAAGGAGGAAGACAGCGAGAGGGGGAUAUGAAGGAGGAAGACAGCGAGAGGGGGAUAUGAAGGAGGAAGACAGCGAGAGGGGGAUAUGAAGGAGGAGAGGAAAGAACAGAAAGCGACAGCUCUCUCUCUCGCUCUCUCUCUCUCUCUGUCUCUCUCUCUCUCUCUCUCUCUCUCUCUCUCUCUCUCUCUGUCUGUGUCUGUGUUUCUGUGUGUGUCUCUCUCUGUGUGUGUAUCUCUCUCUGUGUGUGUAUCUCUCUCUGUGUGUGUCUCUCUCUGUGAGUGUGUGUGUGUCUCUCUGUGUGUGUGUCUCUGUGUGUGUGUGUGUGUGUCUCUCUGUGUUUUUGUGUCUCUCUCUGUGUGUGUGUGUGUGUGUGUCUCUCUCUGUGUGUGAAUCUUCCAUUUGCAUAGCUCUCAUCCCAGUAGGGAAUAAAACACAAUGGCCGCUCCCUGGGGUGUCCUUAAUUCCCUUCAAUCUCUUUUGUUUAUCUUCAUUUACUCCUUCAUUUUUUUAUAUUCCAACUGCUCAUUGGCAGAGAGACAUACAUCAGAACGGGGUCGUUGGAAGUGCAUGUUAAGUUAGAUUAGGACAAUUAAUUAAUUAAUUAAUUAAUUAAUUAGGACAAGAAACCAUGCCUGAACAAACCUAACUGAGCAGAUAAUUGCCUGAUGAUCAGAGUGGAACAACCAGACUGAUAUAAUCAUGUUCUUUUUGGCAGCAGGUCCUGCACUCUAAAGGCAUCCGCAUGCUGUCACGCUCGUCGUAGGGAAUAGAGGAGGACCAAGGCGCAGCGUUGCAGGCAAACAUACUAUUUAUUAUGAGACACGAUCAAAAUAACAAACGAUACGUGACAGUUCACGGUUUACCAUAAACAGACUAGAAACAAAAUCCCACAAACACGAAUGAAAAACCGACUGUUUAAAUAUGGCUCACAAUCAGAGACAACCAGCUGACAGCUGACACUCGUUGCCUCUGAUUGGGAGUCACAGGCCAACAUAGAAAUAAGCAAACUAGACCCACAACCUACAACACAAAACAUAGAAACUAACACCCUGGCUCAACAUAUGAGAGUCCCCCAAGCCAGGGCGUGACAGUACCCCCCCCUAAAGGCGCGGACUCCGACCGCGCCAACCAAACACAACAGGGGAGGGACCGGGUGGGCACUCCGCCUAGGCGGCGGAUCCGGCUCCGGGCAUGAUCCCCACUCGCUCUCUAACCCCCCAAAGUUCCCCUGGUCCGGUCUGGCCCUGCUGACCGGAGCUGGACUGCACACUGGUGGAGCGGAUUGCUCUAGCUCCGGCGUAACGCAUCUGACCGGUGCCGGACCAGGCACCAGUGGAACAGGCACGGGCCGUGCCGGACCGACGACGCACACCACUGGCUUGGUGUGGGGAACAGGCACGGGCCGUGCUGGACUGACGACGCACACCACUGGCUUGGUGUGGGGAGCAGGAGCGGGCCGGACAGGGCUGACGAAACGCACCACAGACUUGGUGCGGGGAGCAGGAAUGGGCCGGACUGAGCUGGCGACGCGCACCACAGACUUGGUGCGGAGAGCAGGAACGGGCCGGACAGGGCUGACGAAACGCACCACAGACUUGGUGCGGGGAGCAGGAAUGGGCCGAGCCGGGCUGACGAAACGCACCACAGACUUGGUGCGGGGAGCAGGAAUGGACCGGACCGUACUGGGGACACACACCACUGGCCCUACACCGGGAUCUGGAACGGGCCGGACCGGACUGGCAACACACGCCAGUACCUCUCGCCGUGCCUCUACAUCUUCCACCCCCUCUUCGGCCAGUGGCCCCCGUAACCUGGCGGCCUCCUCUGCCAACCCGCUGGACCGCUCUAUCGCGGCCUCCUGCUGCCCCGACGUCGUGAGCCCCCCCCCUAAAAAUUUUCUGGGGGUCUCCCUCCCCGUGGGCCAUGCCUCUAUAGUUCUCGCCCAACUCUCGCUCUUCUGCCUCCAACUCCCGCUAUUCAGCUCCUCAAUUGGCUUGACCCAGUCAAAGCUCUUCCUCCAUUGUUCCCAAGUCCACUCUCUCCGCUCUUCACUCGGCUUGACCCAGUCGAGGCUGCCACGGAUAUCUGCUAGGGAUUUCCCUGGCGAUGGCUCCUCGACUCGCUGCUUGGUCCAGUUGUGGUGGGAUUUUCUGUCACGCUCGUCGUAGGGAAUAGAGGAGGACCAAGGCGCAGCGUUGCAGGCAAACAUACUAUUUAUUAUGAGACACGAUCAAAACAACAAACGAUACGUGACAGUUCACGGUUUACCAUAAACAGACUAGAAACAAAAUCCCACAAACACGAAUGAAAAACCGACUGUUUAAAUAUGGCUCCCAAUCAGAGACAACCAGCUGACAGCUGACACUCGUUGCCUCUGAUUGGGAGUCACAGGCCAACAUAGAAAUAAGCAAACUAGACCCACAACCUACAACACAAAACAUAGAAACUAACACCCUGGCUCAACAUACGAGAGUCCCCCGAGCCAGGGCGUGACACAUGCUUCCCAGCUGGAAGAGUUUGUGCAUAUAUUAUGAUGACAUUUUGUGAUGUUUUUGUUCGUUUUGGACUGCGUUAAUGUUUUUUUCAGUUGUUCGGGCACACAAUUUUUUUUCUUGAGGCAAGCCGAUGUCGGUAGCCGAAUUCUACGCCCCUUCGUCUGUGAUUGGUCAACAGUAGGGAUUCUUCAGCAAAGUCUUUGUUGUCAUUCAACGAGAGACAACUCGUUUUCAUGCACAUUUUUUCAUUGAGAAAUACUGCACCAAACAUCUUAGUUAGAUGUAAACUUGGCGACUAAGAUCUCCUCAGCAAAAAGUCAAAAUUAAUGACAGAUUUCUUGAGUUAUUUUAGAUUAAUUCUGUGUAUACUGGCUACAGCGUCUCUAAAUGGACAAACAGUACUAUAGCCGCUUUUUUCGCGUUUUUCAAGCGAAUGUCUUUUAAGGGAGUAUGCGAGCACACUCGUUCGGUUCGCCUAGCCGACUUCGGCUAGCCACCAGCCGAACUGAAGCAUGCUGACGCCUUAACCCCCCACCUGUGUGUGUCUUUGUAUGUCUUCAUGUGAUCUUUUGGGUCCUUUGUACUUCGAUGCUGGAUCCAAACAUUCCAAAUGUAUUCACAGUGUGUAUGUGCUCCGGCAGGGAUAAGGAUGUUCUGUGGCAGAAGUCGGACGCUCUGGAGUUUGAGCAGAAGCUGUGGACAGAGGAGCGUUUGUUACAGGACAAGGAGACCACCCACUGCCUGGGCUGCCAGGCCCAUUUCACCUGGUGGCUACGCCGACACCACUGCAGGUGGGCACUGAGAGGGCGCUGACUCACUAGAUGGCCUUGUUAUGUCUUGUUACGGGAACAAUGGACAACAUGUUAAGCACUAUUAGCUAUUAGCAACACAACCAGAUAGCAGAGGAAGAGUAGGCAUUGAUUGAGAUUUCAACUUGUGUUUUCACACACAAUAGACUGCCAGUCUUGGCCAGGAUUUGGUGUAGUGAUCAGGGUAGGUGUAGUGGAAAAAGGAAGUACUGGCUGUACUCACAGGAAGCUGUAAUGGGAAUACUUUUAUUGUUUUUAGAGCUGACUGUUCAGCCUGGUCAUGUCAGAGAGAGUCAGUGGCUUUGUUGACUCUUCCAUUUUUUCCGUAUCGUGGCUUCCAAACACUACAGUCUGACUGGUAAUUCAGUAUUUGAAUUUAACUUCUGAAUUGAUGUUGAGUGAAAAGGUGAUCCGCUCUAUCGCUAACCUUGUUUGAACUGUGAUACAAUAGUUUCCAGAAUUGAGACAAUCUGAGAGGUUUCAUGUUUUGGGUGAUACGAUGCUACACUCUUCUUGUUUCAGGCUGUGUGGACGCAUCUUCUGCUACUACUGCAGUAACAACUUUGUGAUGACCAAGCACAGUGGGAAAAAGGAGCGUUGCUGCAGGGAUUGUUACUCCCAGCACAGCGCCGUGGUGGAGAGGUUCACAGAGGGUGAGCUGAGCCCCUCCGACACCCAGCCACCUCCCCCCGGAGUUGGGCCUCACUCACCUCCCGAACCAGCCCACUACAAACCCACUCCCAGGGUUAAAGGUGAGAUAUAGAUGGACACACAUAUGCACACGCACAAAUAUCAUAACCCCCAAUACAUGCUAACCUCUCACCAUUACAAUAACGGGAGGUUAGCUUUUUUGGGGGGGUAUGAUAUUUAUGCCUCUGUAACUUUCGCACUCAUCAUUAUUCACAAUUAAUUCAGGACUAUCCAUAAUCAUGGAAGCAUCCACAUUAAUGUAGAAGUGUUUAGAAACAUAUUAUAUUCUUAUUUAAAAUAAAAGUGACUCCAAAAUGACACACUACAUUAUUUACCAUUCAUUUCUAUUGGGGACAAAAUAAUCUGAAACACAACCAAAACAAACAGCAAAUGCAUCUAACAAAUGUGUAAAGUCACGAGAUUGAUGUAAUCAUUGUGUGCUAGGAAUAUGGGACCAAAUACUAAAAAAACGUUUGACUACUUAAAUACACAUAUAAGUGAAUUUGUCCCAAUACUUUGGUCCCCUAAAAUGGGGGGACUAUGUACAAAAAGUGAUGUAAUUUCUAAACGGUUCACCUGUUAUGGAUGAAAAUACCCUCAAAUUAACAACCAAAAAUGUGUUACCAAUACUUUUGUAGCUUACUGUAGAUGGACACACACAUGCAUACACGCACACAAUUCUAGUAUGCACACUUACACACCCGCACAUACAAAGGAGCCUCUGUACCCUGCGGAAUAAGGACAGGAACCAUAUAACUCCACCCGGCACAGCCAGAAGAGGACUGGCACCCCUCAGAGCCUGGUUCCUCUCUAGGUUUCUUCCUAGGUUCCUGCCUUUCUAGGGAGUUUUUCCUAGCCACCGUGAUUCUACAUCUGCAUUGCUUGCUGUUUGGGGUUUUAGGAUGGGUUUCUGUAUAGCACUUUGUGACAUCUGCUGAUAUAAAAAGGGCUUUGUAAAUAAAUGUGAUUGAUUCUAGGGGUUUACCUUGUUCUGAGCAAAAAGGGAAACACUGUUAAGGUACUGGGUGCCACCUCAAUUUCUUAAUCUCCCUUCUGCUUUACUGCUUUCAUUUAAAAAAAGAUUGAAAAUGGCAAAACCCGCAGCAGAGGUUGCCUUGGCAAUCAUCGGUCUUGUUUUGUCACAACAUGGUACUGGGAAGUCAAAAUGUACAACUACUAGAGAAAUUACAUUUCAAGAAAUCUUUCUAGUCCAUAAAGGGCAUUUCUGUUGUGGAAGGUUACAGAGCAUAACAACAAAUCCCAAUGACAUACAUCAUCAUCACACAUAUGAAACCUGGCAGACAAGAUAAGCAGGGGUGGAAGUAAGCCGGAACCGGCAAAAUAAAUAGUGGGAGUACACCGUACCGGUAAAACAUGAGCCUAUCACAAUAAUUAAAACAUAGAUUCCAAGAAAACUUAAGGCUAUUACACUAUUUAUCAUUACCACACGUCGGUCGCAUGAAGAAUUAGUGAAUAGACUUAAAGUUGUGGAAUAGGUUCCAAAAUGCGGUGUGGUUCGACGGUAACGCAGACAUUUUGCCAAGGCAAAGAUGAGUGACCGAGACGCGCGGACGACAGUGUACGCAUCAAUUCAGGUUACAAGAUUUGUGUAGGCCUAAUGAAUGACAAUAACCGAAUGUCAUUCAUACAACUUUUAUUUUAGAGUGGAGUAGCCUAAUAGUUGGAAUAGUAACUGAAGUCUGGACACUGACUGUAGACCAAAUGUUAAUUUUGUCUACAGUGGAGAAAUAUGAUUUAUUUAUUUCAGCAUCUUGAGAGAAUGCGAAUGUGUGCUUAGGGACCUGGGCCCAGAUUCACAAAACACUUCUUACAAAAAAUAAAAAUAAAUAAUAAUACAGUGCAAUUCCUCAACAAUAUUUUAAGUUGUAAUGAUUUUCUUACAAACUUUUCAAAUAUCUUCUUAUUAACUUCUUAACUAUCUUCUUAAGAUCAUAAUCAAUGUUAAAAUAUUCAAUACUGAAACUUUCAGAUAAAGUCUCUGAGUGAAUUAAACAUGUUCAAUUGCUUUCAUUAGCUUAUUCUCUCACUUCCCCGAGUUUAAGACAAGGGUUUAGCUGUCUUGGAAUUAAGAACAUUUCCAAUAACUUUAUUUUCAAGAAUCUUAUUUCUUCUUAACUUUUUGCUUAAGGAGAAACAUAAGAAAUAAUGCAAAAACAUUUCCAAGAACCUUUUUGAGGAAUAGCAACUUUGCUAGUUCUGCCGUCCCUGAGUAACGUGCGCUGGUAGCCUACACGUUGACUGGCUACCCAAACUCCUUGCUCCGGCCAAACGCUACGCCACGCGUUAGUUUCUUCUCCGCAAUGAGUCUGGAUCUGAGUACCUUGCCGACGAUUUCUAGAACGCAAACACAUUCUAACUGUUCUAAAUGGUCCCAGAAUCCGAUGGGUUGGGACAGAGCCAGAACACGUGGAUAAAGCAGCGUUUUGAACAUCCGUCAUUGGCUUUGAUACUCUGAUUGGUUAGAGGUGAUUCAAUCGCUGAUUACUUUGUUUUGUACAACACCCCUCAUUUUGACGUCACCACAAACGACUUCAACAAUGGCAGUCUCAGACUAAAGUAUCUAGCAAACAUAGAGCAGCGGAAUAAUUAAGUUUGUCUCGUCAGGCAAGCCUACAUGAGCCUUUUUAAGUAAUUGUUUGACAAUCAGAUAAAAAAAAAUCAUGACUGGUUAUGUUUAUGCCACAUUAAACGGUAGGCUAAUACAUUUUAAAAGUUCAACAACAUAUCUUCACUAUUAGGCCCAUAAAGAUCCUAUUAAAUUAAUAGGGAUUCUAUAUGUAAUUCUAUGAUUAGGCCCAUAAAGAUGCUAUUAAAUUAAUAGGGAUUCUAUAUGUCAUUCUAUGAUUAGGCCCAUAAAGAUGCUAUUAAAUUAAUAGGGAUUAUAUAUGUCAUUCUAUGAUUAGGCCCAUAAAGAUCCUAUUAAAUUAAUAGGGAUUCUAUAUGUAAUUCUAUGAUUAGGCCCAUAAAGAUGCUAUUAAAUUAAUAGGGAUUCUAUAUGUCAUUCUAUGAUUAGGCCCAUAAAGAUCCUAUUAAAUUAAUAGGGAUUCUAUAUGUAAUUCUAUGAUUAGGUCCAUAAAGAUCCUAUUAAAUUAAUAGGGACUCUAUAUGUCAUUCUAUGAUUAGGUCCAUUUUUAAAAAAGGAAGUGCUUGAACACAUAGGAGGUCCCCGUACCGGGAAGAAAUUAAAUCUACUUUCACCCAUGAGGAUAAUAGAUAGGCUGGUAAGUACAGCAAGAGAAAAGCCUUGGUGAUCACAAUCUGUUGUACAUAAACACACAAUGUGAACAUCACUAUGGCUUUUCUCUGUGUAAAACAUGUAUGACUGUCUGGUAUAGAAUAGGUAUAGGUUUGACUUCCUGUUAUGUCUUAUUUAGCUCUUAUGAAGGCUUUAUGAAUGCAUACAUAAGAGGCUACAGUGAAGUGUUACAGGUACAUGACUGGUUUGACGUCCUGUUUCCUGUGUAGUGUCGGACCCCAGCGCCAAGUCUGAUGACGCGGCCUAUGACAUCAUCACAGAGGAAGAAGUGAACGGGACAUACUACAGCAACUCGCUGUCCCAAACAACAGGGGGCUCACUGGAGUGGGAACAGGACGCACGGACACCGGGGGCACUAGACAUGUGAGUGCAACCAGACAUGGACAGAUACCUAGCCAAAUAAAACACACACACACACACACAGCAUUCACAGUCCAAGUGUACAGUCAUGACAAACUCUCUCUCAGACAGUCAUGACAAAGUCAUGCUAAACUCUCUCUCAAAGAGUCAUGACAAACUCUCUCUCAGAUCUCUGAAAGACAUGCACUCAUUUCAUGACAAUAAGUUCAGAGUGACCUUCACACACUCUGCUGCCUUCCAUAUAUGAACACACGCUGCUGAAAUGAUUGUAAAUGGAAGUCAUGAGCAGACCAAGGAGAAACCCAGGAGUUAACAAUGGGAGAGAAAAUGACCGUGAAUUUAUGCAUCCAGAGGUGCGAUUUAAAACAUCCAGAUUUAUAAGUGUGAUUUCUUAUAUCAUCAUCUCCCGUUUUGGAGAAUAUUCUAAUCUCAGAUGAUGCUUCGGCCUGAUUUUACCCUUGUCUGUAAGGUGUGUUGUUAUCAAAAAACUCACCAUGAACAAAGUGAGUGAUGUCAGCCAAGAUCAUUCCAGAAAUCGAUUUGUGACUCACCAUAGCCAUGGUCAAUAAGUCACUCCCUUCACGUUCAUCAGUCCUCUGAGAAACCUUGGAAACCUACAGCUUUAUUUGUCUCACUUUGUAUCCUUCUGGUGAUCUAGUCGAUCACGGAGCCAAGCUGAGCCAAGCCUAGCUGUACUGGGCCAGGUUACACAUCCACCAUAGAUACUAGAACCGUGCUGGAAAGGACAAUGUGAAAGCAUAACAUAUGGUCCAGCACAGCACGGUACGGUUCUGGUCAGCCCCAUAUUAUUAAUCAGCCAAUAGGCACAGUAGAUACAGUGGGGAGAACAAGUAUUUGAUACACUGCCGAUUUUGCAGGUUUUCCUACUUACAAAGCAUGUAGAGGUCUGUAAUUUUUAUCAUAGGUACACUUCAACUGUGAGAGACGGAAUCUAAAACAAAAAUCCAGAAAAUCACAUUGUAUGAUUUUUAAGUAAUUCAUUUGAAUUUUAUUGCAUGACAUAAGUAUUUGAUACAUCAGAAAAGCAGAACUUAAUAUUUGGUACAGAAACCUUUGUUUGCAAUUACAGAGAUCAUACGUUUCCUGUAGGUCUUGACCAGGUUUGCACACACUGCAGCAGGGAUUUUGGCCCACUCGUCCAUACAGACCUUCUCCAGAUCCUUCAGGUUUCGGGGCUGUCGCUGGGAAAUACGGACAUUCAGCUCCCUCCAAAGAUUUUCUAUUGGGUUCAGGUCUGGAGACUGGCUAGGCCACUCCAGGACCUUGAGAUGCUUCUUACGGAGCCACUCCUUAGUUGCCCUGGCUGUGUGUUUCGGGUCGUUGUCAUACUGGAAGACCCAGCCACGACCCAUCUUCAAUGCUCUUAUUGAGGGAAGGAGGUUGUUGGCCAAGAUCUCGCGAUACAUGGCCCCAUCCAUCCUCCCCUCAAUACGGUGCAGUCGUAUCGUGUCCUCUGGAUCAUCCAGAUGGUCAUUGGCAAACUUCAGACGGGCCUGGACAUGCGGUGGCUUGAGCAGGGGGACCUUGCGUGCGCUGCAGGAUUUUAAUCCAUGACGGCGUAGUGUGUUACUAAUGGUUUUCUUUGAGACUGUGGUCCCAGCUCUCUUCAGGUCAUUGACCAGUUCCUGCCGUGUAGUUCUGGGCUGAUCCCUCACCUUCCUCAUGAUCAUUGAUGCCCCACGAGGUGAGAUCUUGCAUGGAGCCCCAGACCGAGGGUGAUUGACCGUCAUCUUGAACUUCUUCCAUUUUCUAAUAAUUGCGCCAACAGUUGUUGCCUUCUCACCAAGCUGCUUGCCUAUUGUCCUGUAGCCCAUUCCAGCCUUGUGCAGGUCUACAAUUUUAUCCCUGAUGUCCUUACACAGCUCUCUGGUCUUGGCCAUUGUGGAGAGGUUGGAGUCUGUUUGAUUGAGUGUGUGGACAGGUGUCUUUUAUACAGGUAACGAGUUCAAACAGGUGCAGUUAAUACAGGUAAUGAGUGGAGAACAGGAGGGCUUCUUAAAGAAAAACUAACAGGUCUGUGAGAGCCUGAAUUCUUACUAGUUGGUAGGUGAUCAAAUACUUAUGUCAUGCAAUAAAAUGCAAAUUAAUUACUUAAAAAUCAUACAAUGUUUUCUGGAUUUUUGUUUUAGAUUCCGUCUCUAACAGUUGAAGUGUACCUAUGAUAAAAAUUACAGACCUCUACAUGCUUUGUAAGUAAGAAAUCCUGCAAAAUCGGCAGUGUAUCAAAUACUUGUUCUCCCCACUGUAUGUGGUUAUGAGGAGCUAUGUCGUAAAUCAAUACCGUCUUUUGUCAUGUGACCCGUGACCUGCAGAUGCACAGGAGCCGUGACCCAAGACGACCAGGAAGAGAAUGUACCAACUGUGCAGGACACAGAGAUCACCCUUCUCAAGUCUGGAGAAGUCACGUGAGUCUAGAACCUUGCGUGCACACACACACUUGCACACCUGUACACACACACGCACACACACACAAUCACACACACGUAUGGUGGCAAUAAAAGCACUACCAUUACAGCUUCCUCUGGCAGUACUUCCUUUUUCCACUACACCUACCCUAAUCACUACACCAAAUCCCGGCCAGGACUGGCAGUGUAUUCUGUGUGAAAACUCAAGUUGAAAUCUCAGUCAAAUCAAUGCCUACUCUUCCUCUACUAUCUGGUUGUGUUUCCAGGCUGGUUGUCCCUCUCAGCAUCGAAGACAUUUCUCAGUUUGGCGACGGCUCCCGAGAGCUCUUUGUCAAGUCCAGUUGCUACAGUGUGAUCACCAUCGCCGUGGUCGAUUGCGGGCCUACCGUGAGCUGGGUGUUCUCCUCGGAGCCCAAGAGCAUCUCUUUCAGCGUGGUGUACCGUGAGACUGCCGACGUCCCAGUGGAACAGUCC
Molecule: messenger RNA, 35288 nt
Organism: Coregonus sp. 'balchen'
Lineage: Eukaryota; Metazoa; Chordata; Actinopteri; Salmoniformes; Salmonidae
Source: the annotation of a GenBank genome assembly